This is a messenger RNA of Halichondria panicea, 2430 nucleotides long. Its product is annotated as ceramide kinase-like. Gene Ontology annotation, molecular function: ceramide kinase activity. The coding region runs from base 82 to 2277 and encodes 731 amino acids. NCBI's taxonomy places the organism in Eukaryota, Metazoa, Porifera, Demospongiae, Suberitida, Halichondriidae. The record is from RefSeq and is a predicted model, not a curated record. Gene Ontology annotation, biological process: phosphorylation; ceramide metabolic process. The transcript is spliced from 12 exons.
CUAAGAGGCGUGGCUUGCGAGACUACCCAAGAGAGAAACAGUGAAACUAGCUAGUUAAUAAGUUAGCUUGUGUCUGCCAUAAUGACUGCAAUGGUGGACUCGUACCCUCGGACAUCAACAGAUGUGCCCCAGUACUAUACCGAGGACCCGCUGGAAGACCCGGGUGACGUUGUUAAACCAAAACCAUCAGCUUUCAAUGCUCCAAUAUCUGAUCCAGAGCCUCCUAGUCAAACAUCAGUUGUUGAUAUUCAAACUAGCACCCAACCACAAACACCCACUGUUCCCACUGUAGGCAAUAUCAUAACACCAACCACUCCUCAACCAAUGUCACUCGAUCGGCAAGAUUCAGAAAUUCAGGUUUUGACAAAUCCCGAUAAUAAGUUUGAAGACAGUACGGUGGCGAUGCUUCGUCACUACACACCAGAGAGGAAUGGUCGCCCAGCAUCGUUCCAUCUGUCAUCGUCAGGGCGACCACGAGAGGAGCCAGCCAUGACGGACAUCUUUAGAGUGGCUGGGAAGGAGUGUAUGGUCACGCUGGAGGAUGAUCUCAUCAAGUGGAGUCGCCGUAUUGCCCCAGGGAAACAGUCAAAUCAGACCAACACGCUGUAUUUGAGUGAUUUGUUUGCCGUGGUGUAUGGGUCUCCCCUACCCACCCCCCCUAAGGCCCAGGGCCACUCCCGUCAGCCGUCAGUCACCUCACUCUCCACUACCUCCACACUCCCACGCCCCACACGCUCCUCCACGCCCACACAGGGUCUAGAGUUCACUCUCCACGCACUCAAGUCCGAACCAGGUACGGUCGGUAAGCUGGUAAAGGUCACCUUCAGGGGUCGAAGUGCAAACACGUGUCAGAUGUGGGCCGAGAAUAUAAUGCACCAGAUGUACAACUUCGGCAAUCGUCCCCGGCGACUGUACGUGAUUGUGAACCCUGUGAGUGGAGGGGGCGGCACAGAGAAGCUGUGGAGCAAGGUCCAACAGAUGUUCACCGUGGGCCAGAUUGUCACUGACGUCAUCAUGACCACUCAGAAAUUUCAUGCUCGGGAGCUGCUGCAGUCUCUGGACCUCUCACAGUACGAUGGUGUUGUAGCUGUGGGAGGUGAUGGAGUAUUCAAUGAGGUGAUGAAUGGCCUCCUCAUCAAGACCCAGGCACAGGGUGGAGUCAAUAUGAGGAACCCUCGCUUCUUCCCCCUCACUCCCAACAUACGCCUGGGGGUCAUACCCACUGGCUACAAUAACUCUAUAGCUCGCUCCGUGUUUGGUUGUCGGAAUCCGUUUGUGGCAGCUGCUCAAAUCAUGCUCGGCUGUAGCUCUCCAAUGGACGUGUGCAGUGUGUCCCAGAAUAACCAGUUGCUAAUGUUCUCAGCUGGCCCCAUGGCGUACGGUUUCUGGUCCGAUGCGGCCGUGUUCAGUCAAGACUUCACCUGGCUUGGUUUAAAGAGGUUUGAUCUAGCUACGUUGCGAACACUGCUCUCAAGGAGAGAGUUUGAUGCUGAGAUACAGUUUGUACCGGCAGAGGACCCUGGGGAUAUAGUGAGGAAGGGAGAGAAGUGCUUCAACAGGUGUCCCAAGUGCAGCAGCUUUGAGAGCCAGACUGAGAGCCCCAGUGCAGCCAACGAAAAAGGAGCUUGUCUAAUGGCAGUCAACUCAGAAGUAGAUCGUGUGGAUGAUCGUCAGUGGAAGACCAUCAAUGGUCAGUUCUCGAGUGUGAUGGCCUGUCCCCACAUUUGUCGUGGUCUCCAAGCUCCACAGGGGGUCUCUCCGUACGGUCACCUUGGCAAUGGAUGUACUGACCUCAUUUUGCUUUCACGAUGUUCCGUGUUUGAACACGCGAAAUUACUCCUCAAGCAACGAAGGGGAAAUCCCCAGUUCACGAACCCCAAUCUGCACAUUCGUCGUGUGAAGGAGUUCCGGUUCAGAGAGAUCCUGAAGCCUGCUCGUGGCAGUAGGGCAGUGUCUACCACCAGCCAGGAGGCAGAGGACAACAUUGAUGUGCGCUCCAUGGACAACCUCAUGGAGCAGGAUGAUGAUGAAGCGACCAAUAGGAGGGCACACACAGGGGGAGGUGGUCCCGGCCCUGGACUGCCCACCUCACGAUGGAACAUUGAUGGAGAUGAAAUGCCCAGAGCAGAUAUUGAUGUUAGGGUUCAUCGUCAGCUUGUGUCUGUGUUUGCACGUGGGCCAGAGCCAGUGGAUGCUGACAGUGCCUCAUCCAGCCAGGUCAGCAUGGACCCUCAGGACAGGACGGACCAAGAUGACCUCAUACCAUCCCCAAAAUGAUCAACAUGAAUUGACUGAAUGUUUGCUUCAUUUUUUUUUUAUAUCAGCUUGUUUUUUGCCAAUGACAAUUUGUGUGUAUGUGAUUUGUGUAUGUGAUUUUGUACAAUGUAAUGAAUAGAAGUUUUCUUACAAUAAUUAUUAGACAAAACAUAA